AUGGUCAAUCGCUGGAGCGGCCACGUUACAACAGGGUUCGAACCCAGUACACAGCCGCCGUACACAGCCGCGGACACGAUGCCGACUCACGGCGGCCCCGGCCGCUUCGAUACUGUCGCGGGCCUUCUCGCCGCGACGCCGCCUCAACUUCGGCUCCUGGACAGCUCGCUGCCCGACGACGCCGAGCGCGCCGCUGUGCGCAGCUGCUGCGCUGGACGGACCGAGCUCUAUCGCGAGGCCUGCGCGAGUCUCGUCCACGCGCGCUCCACCUUCUUCUCGGACCUCAACGCGGCGCUCGAUGCCGAUGUCUUUGAUUCUGCCUUUCGAUUCAAAUCGCCGUCGUGGCUCGCGAAGCGCGCGGGGCAUGAGCUGUUGGCGCGCGUACCGCUCACUGCAUCGCGCGAACACGUGCCGCACGACCGGACGGCCUAA
Messenger RNA from Emiliania huxleyi CCMP1516, 432 nucleotides. RefSeq lists its product as hypothetical. The coding region runs from base 1 to 432 and encodes 143 amino acids. The record is from RefSeq and is a predicted model, not a curated record. NCBI's taxonomy places the organism in Eukaryota, Haptophyta, Isochrysidales, Noelaerhabdaceae. The transcript has 3 exons.